Molecule: messenger RNA, 1323 nt
Organism: Adineta ricciae
Lineage: Eukaryota; Metazoa; Rotifera; Eurotatoria; Adinetida; Adinetidae
Source: the annotation of a GenBank genome assembly
AUGAAGGUCAAAAUGCUCUGUCGCAAUCCAGCGGAUUAUGUCCGCGAAACGAAAAAAGACAUUGUACCAAUACAACGAAACUACGAUCCUGAUCUUCAUCCAUUCGAAGUUGCACGUGAAUAUACUCGGGCAAUGAAUGCUGUCAAAAUGGAAAGAAUCUUCGCUCGACCAUUCAUUUGCGGUUUAGAUGGACAUCGCGAUAGUGUGCAAUGCAUAACUAAACAUUCCACUCAACUCUCCUUACUUCUAUCCGGUUCAUGUGAUGGAGAAAUUAAGAUUUGGAAUGUUGCUCAACGCGUUUGUCAAGGAACAAUACCAGCACACAAUGGAUUUGUUCGUGGUAUAUGUGUGAUGCCAGAUGGUGAAGCGUUUUAUUCAGUUGGAAAUGAUAAAUUAAUCAAACGAUGGACUAUGAAUAACUAUGAAACUCCAGCGAUGACAAUUGUUGGAAAACAUGUUUUUACAUCGAUUGAUCAUCAUUACAAGAAUCCUCAGUAUGCCACUAGUGGCGAAACCGUGUCAUUAUGGGACGAGCAACGUGCUCAACCGCUUCAGACAUUUAAAUGGGGUGCAGACAGUCACGCGAGAGUCAAAUUCAAUCCAAUUGAAACAACUGUUCUUGCCAGUUGUGCAGCUGAUCGAAGUAUAAUUCUCUACGAUACGAGACAAUCUGUACCAUUACGAAAAAUCACACUCCGAAUGAAUUCCAGCACACUUGCUUGGAAUCCGCUCGAAGCAUUUGUAUUCACAACCGCAAAUGAAGAUUACAAUUUGUACAGUUUUGAUAUUCGUUAUCUACAAAGACCAUUCAAUAUUCAUAAAGAUCACGUUGCAGCUGUCACAGACGUUGAUUACUCUCCAACAGGAAAAGAAUUUGUUAGUGGUAGCUACGAUAAAACUAUUCGAAUAUUUCCCUCGGAUAAAGGUCAUAGCCGAGAUAUUUACCAUACGAAACGUAUGCAGCAUAUUACUUGCGUUCAAUGGACAGCCGAUAAUAAAUAUGUCAUAUCAGGUUCGGACGAAAUGUGUCUACGGUUGUGGAAAGCAAAAGCAAGUGAAAAACUCGGCGUGACACGCAAUCGUGAAGCUGAAACACUUGAAUACAAUGAUGCAUUAAAAGAGAAAUUCUCACAUUUCCCGAAAAUUAAACGCAUUGCACGACAACGUCACGUACCUAAACAUGUUUAUCAUGCCAAACGUGAACACAAGACCAUCCAGGAUAGUCAAAAACGUCAUGAAGCCAACGCACGUGCUAAUAGCAAACCUGGCUCAGUACCGUUUGUGUCCGAACGAUCGAAACUUGUUUUGGAAGAAGAAGAAUAA